AUGUCUUUCUGGACUUUUGCACCUAAGCCCAAGACCCCUUUGGGGUAUCACCGGGUUCUUUCCCCGACUGCAGGUGUCAAGGUAUCACCUUUAUGCUUGGGAGGAAUGAACUUUGGCGAAGGCUGGGAGCAUUUCAUGGGAACUUGCAGUAAGGACGACGCCUUUGCGUUGAUGGACGCGUUUUACGACAUGGGAGGCAAUUUCAUCGAUACUGCCAACAAUUACCAGGAAGGUGACUCUGAGAGGUGGAUCGGAGAAUGGAUGCAAAGUCGCGGAAAUCGUGAUCAGAUGGUAAUCGCAACCAAAUAUACUACUGGUUUCCGCGACGCUCAUCAUGAAACCGAGCACAUUCAGUCGAACUUCGUCGGAAACUCGGUGAAAUCACUCCAGAUCUCUGUCAAAUAUAGUUUGGCCCACCUACGUACUGAUUACAUCGAUCUGCUCUACGUGCACUGGUGGGACCUCACAACCGGGGUGGAAGAGGUAAUGCACGGCUUGAACACGCUGGUCACCUCGGGCAAGGUCCUGUAUCUGGGUGUUUCUGACACCCCAGCCUGGAUAGUUGUCAAGGCCAAUGAGUAUGCUCGUGCUAAUGGCCUGCGACCUUUCUCCGUCUACCAGGGCCUGUGGAACCCACUAUGUCGCGACAUGGAGAGUGAAAUCAUCCCUAUGUGCCGAGACCAGGGUAUGGGCAUUGUCCCGUGGGGCUCACUCGCUCAGGGAAAGCUCAAGGCUGCAGCAGCUAGAGGGCUUACUGGGGGCGGCCGGUCCGAUCAGGACAUGACAGAGGACGAAAUCCGCGUAUCGGAUGUUCUGGAUGAGGUUGCAAAGAGCAAAAACACAAUACUUCCAGCCGUGGCAAUUGCGUAUCUACUACACAAAACACCGUAUGUCUUCCCGGUCGUCGGACAGAGGCAAAUAGAACAUCUGAAGGCCAACGUUGACGCUCUCGGAAUUGAAUUAUCCAAGGAGGACAUGGAUAAAAUCGACACGGCCGUACCGUUUAAUCCCGGGUUCCCAAUAAACUUCAUUUUCCAUGGCAAAUACGAUUUGACUCUCACUGCUGCUGAUGUCCCAUUGACUCGGAAGGCUGGUCAUAUUGAUGCACCCCCGUAUCAGGGAAUUGUCACUUCUAGGAGAUAG
Messenger RNA from Aspergillus puulaauensis, 1143 nucleotides. RefSeq lists its product as uncharacterized. The transcript is spliced from 5 exons. The coding region runs from base 1 to 1143 and encodes 380 amino acids. The record is from RefSeq and is a predicted model, not a curated record. NCBI's taxonomy places the organism in Eukaryota, Fungi, Ascomycota, Eurotiomycetes, Eurotiales, Aspergillaceae.